AUGGCAGAGUCCUCGGUGAAGGCUGGGGAAAAUGUGGAUUACGUCUUUGUCACGCCGGUGGAAGUGGACUCAGGCGGGUCGUAUAUUUCACACGACAUUUUGCACAACGGCAGGAAAAAGCGAUCGGCGGGGAGUGCCGGCAGCUCUCCGCAUUACCGAUUUUCAGCAUUUGGACAGGAACUACAUUUAGAACUGAAGCCCUCGGCGAUUUUGAGCAGUCACUUUAUUGUCCAGGUACUUGGAAAUGAUGGUGCUUUGGAGACUCCGGAACCCGCAGUGCAGCGAUGCUUCUAUCAGGGAUUUAUCAGAAAUGACAGCUUCUCCUCCGUCGCUGUGUCUACGUGUGCCGGCUUGUCAGGUCUAAUAAGGACCCGAAAAAAUGAAUUCCUCAUCUCCCCGUUACCUCAGCUGCUGGCCCAGGAACAUAACUACAGUGCACCUGCAGGGCAUCAUCCUCACGUACUGUACAAAAGGACGGCUGAGGAGAAGGUCCAGCGUUGCCAUGGCUACCUAGGCUCCAGCGGGCAUCAUCCUGGUCACCCCCCAAAUCACAUGCCCCACACAUCUCGGAGUCAAGAAAGAGAGCAUCACCACCCAAGGUUGCAAAAGCAGCAUUUUUGUGGACGACGCAAGAAAUAUGCCCCUAAGCCUCCCACGGAGGACACCUAUCUCAGGUUUGAUGAAUACGGGAGUACAGGGCGACCCAGAAGAUCAGCUGGAAAGUCACAAAAGGGCCUAAAUGUGGAAACCCUUGUAGUAGCAGACAAGAAAAUGGUGGAAAAACAUGGCAAGGCAAAUGUCACCACGUACAUUCUCACAGUCAUGAACAUGGUUUCUAGCCUAUUUAAAGAUGGGACCAUUGGAAGUGAUAUAAACAUUGUUGUGGUGAGCCUCAUUCUUCUGGAACAAGAACCUGGAGGAUUAUUGAUCAACCAUCAUGCAGACCAGUCUCUGAAUAGUUUCUGUCAAUGGCAGUCCGCCCUCACUGGAAAGAAUGGCAAGAGGCAUGACCAUGCCAUCCUCCUCACGGGAUUUGACAUUUGUUCCUGGAAGAAUGAGCCAUGUGACACUCUAGGGUUUGCCCCCAUCAGUGGAAUGUGCAGUAAGUACCGAAGUUGUACCAUCAAUGAGGACACAGGGCUCGGCCUGGCCUUCACCAUUGCUCAUGAGUCAGGGCACAACUUCGGCAUGAUUCACGAUGGGGAAGGCAAUCCCUGUAGGAAGGCUGAAGGCAAUAUCAUGUCUCCCACACUGACAGGAAACAAUGGGGUGUUUUCCUGGUCUUCGUGCAGCCGGCAGUAUCUCAAGAAAUUCCUUAGCACACCUCAGGCUGGGUGCCUGGUGGACGAGCCCAAGCAAACAGGACAGUAUAAAUAUCCAGACAAACUACCAGGACAGAUUUAUGAUGCCGACACACAGUGCAAGUGGCAAUUUGGAGCAAAAGCCAAGUUAUGUAGCCUUGGUUUUGUGAAGGACAUUUGCAAGUCCCUUUGGUGCCACCGAGUGGGUCACAGGUGUGAGACCAAGUUCAUGCCCGCGGCAGAAGGGACCGUUUGUGGCUUGAGUAUGUGGUGUCGGCAAGGCCAGUGCGUAAAGUUUGGGGAUCACGGGCCCCGGCCCGUCCACGGCCAGUGGUCCGCCUGGUCGAAGUGGUCCGAGUGUUCCCGAACUUGUGGUGGCGGAGUCAAGUAUCAAGAGAGACACUGCAAUAACCCCAAGCCUCAGUAUGGUGGCAAGUUCUGUCCAGGUUCUAGCCGUGUAUAUCAGCUGUGCAAUAUUAACCCUUGCAGUGAAAAUAGCUUGGAUUUCCGAGCCCAGCAAUGUGCAGAAUAUAACAGCAAACCUUUCCGUGGAUGGUUCUACCAGUGGAAACCCUACACAAAAGUGGAAGAGGCAGAUCGAUGUAAACUGUACUGCAAGGCUGAGAACUUUGAAUUUUUUUUCGCAAUGUCUGGCAAGGUGAAAGACGGAACUCCUUGCUCCCCAAACAAACACGACGUUUGUAUUGAUGGGAUCUGUGAGCCAGUGGGAUGCGACCAUGAACUGGGCUCUAACGCAGUUUUGGACGUGUGUGGUGUUUGCAAAGGGGAUAAUUCAACUUGCAAGUUUUAUAAAGGCCUGUACCUCAACCAGCACAAGGCAAAUGAAUAUUAUCCUGUAGUCACUGUGCCAGCGGGGGCCCGAAGCAUCGAGGUCCAGGAGCUACAGCCCUCCGCUGGUUACCUGGCAGUCAGAAGCCUCGGUCAAAAGUAUUACCUCACGGGGGGCUGGAGCAUCGACUGGCCUGGGGAGUUCACCUUCGCUGGGACCGUGUUUGAGUACCAGCGGGCCUUCAACCACCCGGAACGUCUGUAUGCGCCAGGACCUACCAACGAGACGCUGGUCUUUGAAGUCCUGAUGCAAGGCAAAAAUCCGGGGAUAGCUUGGAAGUAUGCACUUCCCAAGGUCAUGAAUGGAACUCAUCCGGCCUCAAAAAGGCACAGUCAUGCCUGGAGUACGGUGCAGUCUCAGUGCUCUGCGACCUGCGGUGGAGGUUACAUAAGCGUAAAGGCCAUUUGCUUACGAGAUCAAAACACUCAAGUCAGUUCCUCCUUCUGCAACGCAAGAACCAAGCCAGCAACUGAACCCAAAAUAUGCAAUGCUUUCUCCUGCCCUGCUUACUGGAAGCCAGGCGAAUGGAGCGUGUGCAGCAGGUCAUGUGCGGGGGGCCAGCAGAGCAGGAAGAUCCAGUGUGUCCAGAAGAAGCCGUUCCAGAAGGAGGAAGCAGUGUUACAUUCUCUCUGCCCAGUGAGCACGCCCACUCAGGUGCGAGUCUGCAACAGUCAUGCCUGCCCUCCAGAAUGGAGCCUUGGACCCUGGUCUCAGUGUUCCAAGACCUGCGGGCGAGGGGUGAGGAAACGUGAAAUCCUGUGCAAAAGCCCCCCGACGGCAGAGGAUCUCCCAGAGAACCUGUGCUCCAGCGCCCCGAGGCCAGAGUCACAGGAGGGCUGUGUCUUAGGACGAUGCCCCAAAAACAACCGGCUGCAGUGGGUUGUCUCUUCCUGGAGUGAGUGUUCGAUGACCUGUGGUUUGGGCGUGAGGAAGAGGGAGAUGAAAUGCAGUGAGAAGGCCUUCCAGGGAAAGCUGAUCACUUUCCCGGAGCGAAGGUGCCGCCAUAUUAAGAAACCAAUUCUCGACCUGGAAGAAACCUGCCAGCGGGGGGCUUGUCCAGCCCGUCCUGAGUUCAGUAUGGCAGCUGGAUGGUAUUCAUCGCCGUGGCAGCAGUGCACGGUGACCUGUGGAGGGGGCGUCCAGACCCGCUCGGUCCACUGCGUCCAGCAGGGCCGGCCUUCCUCCAGUUGUCUGCUCCGUCAGAAACCUCCCGUGCUACGAGCCUGUAACACAAACUUCUGUCCAGCUCCUGCAAAGAGAGAAGAUCCAUCCUGUGUAGAUUUCUUCAGCUGGUGUCACCUCGUUCCUCAACAUGGCAUCUGCAACCACAAAUUUCACGGUCAUCAGUGCUGCAAAUCCUGCACGAGGAAGAGCUGA
Molecule: messenger RNA, 3528 nt
Organism: Puma concolor (puma)
Lineage: Eukaryota; Metazoa; Chordata; Mammalia; Carnivora; Felidae
Source: RefSeq, a predicted model, not a curated record